Molecule: messenger RNA, 2890 nt
Organism: Cydia strobilella
Lineage: Eukaryota; Metazoa; Arthropoda; Insecta; Lepidoptera; Tortricidae
Product: serine/threonine-protein phosphatase 6 regulatory ankyrin repeat subunit B
Exons: 9
Coding region: 272-2110 (612 amino acids)
Biological process (GO): intracellular signal transduction
Cellular component (GO): cytoplasm; nucleus
Molecular function (GO): protein binding
Source: RefSeq, a predicted model, not a curated record
UAUCAACAGAAUUUUCAAUUUAGUUUGGUUCCACUUUUUAAUCAGGCCUGGAGUAAGGUCGUGUCGCGUACAAUAAAAUGUAAAAUAUUGGGCUUGUAUGUAAAUGGUUAUAUACAAGGUUGAAUUUGAAAUGGUGAAAGUGAUUAAUCAACAAAAAAAUAAUACUCCAAACAUUACAUGAGCCAAAGUAAUGAUAUCUAGAAUGGUUAUUACUUUUUGAGGUAACAUUUCGUAUUGGUCUGCUUCGUUAAUCCUACACACAUAAGGAGCAAUGGAGAGUUCAUUAGAGGAUAAUUUAUACAAAGCAGUACAAUCUGCAGACCAAGGAUCGAUUGUGUGCCUUCUAGACAGAGGCGCAAACCCAAAUAAGAUAGCAAAAAGUGGCAAAACUUCGUUAGGUGAAGCAUGCAAUAUAGGAAAUUUAAGUAUAGUCAAAUUGCUGGUUGAUACAACAAAGUCUAGACAAACUACACAUUUAAGUAGAAAGCGCCAUCUAAAAACCCACAAGCGCAAGAUAAAAAACAAUGAACCUCAGGAAGAAACACUUACGAAAUACAAGAACCCUAGUGAUAGAAAAUGUAUGGGUUUGCAACUUGAAAAUAUAGGCCCGAGUCAGGAUUCUAAAAGAGGUGUCAACCGUGGAUACUUUGUGUUCAUACACAGUGAUGGCUCAAGUAGUGACGAGAGUAGAAUCACCAGCUUGCUGUCUCCUUUGAGUCCUGUAUCAUUGACACCCUCACCACAGGAUGACUUGGAAUGGGACGAAGAGAUUGGCAAUGUGGCUCCUACCACCAGUGAAGAUGAGAGUUGGACUUCAAUGUAUAAAUGGUAUGCUUCAAUAUUAGAAUGCACUGGUGCAGCAAUUGCAUCACAAUCAAUAGAGAUUUAUGGAAUUGAUCAGCAAGAUGCCUUUAUGAGAACUGCAUUACACUAUGCAGCUGAGCGGGGACAUGCAGAGGUUGUGAGAUUAUUGUUAGAUGCAGGAAGCAAAGUGGAAGUAAUGGCUGGCGAUGGUUGCACUCCUCUACACGUUGCCGUGAUUAAGGAUCACCCGGAGAUUGUGAAAACGCUGUUGUUGGCAGGCUGCCAUGUCAACAACAAGACUCAUGAGAAAAUGACGCCGUUACACUACGCAGCUUCUAAUGGAUUUAUAGAUUUGGUCAAAAUUCUAGUAUCCAAUGGUGCUAACUUGGAAGCCAGGGACACCAGUGAGCGCACAGCUCUCUUCUUAGCAGCCGGUAGAGGACAUGUUGGUGUGGUCAAAUAUCUCAUAUCAGUUGGAGCUAAUGUUAAUGGCGAAGAAAUUCAUGGAUAUACGCCACUUUGUGAGGCCGUUUGGCGCAGAUUUCCAGAAGUAGUCGAAGUAUUAUUACCGUCCAGAGCACGAAUAACACAUUCCCACAAACUUUUACAUUAUGCAAUAAUACAAAGACAGGAGGAGAUCGUGAAAAUGCUUGCAAAUUACGGCGGAGGGCUAAAUCUCCACAAUGAUAAUGGCGAUACGCCCCUGCUCCUGGCGGUAAGGUUGUCACAGCCUGGGGUUGCCAGGAUUUUAUUGGAAAAAGGUGGCCACGUUAAUUCCUGUAACAGCAUAACUGGAGCCACCGCACUCCACAUAGCUGUCGAAAGUAUAGACUGUCCUAAAAUAUUUGAGGAAUUGCUAAAUUGCCUGUUAGAGUAUAGGAUAGAUAUGAACGCGAUAGCGCUUACCGGCGACACUGCCCUGAACAGAGCAUUACUAUUACACAAAGAUCACGCAGCGGUGUUGCAAAUUCGCUACGGAGCCAACGUCAAUGCAUGUGAUUUGCAUUCCUGCGGUUUAGACAACUUAUCAAUAGCAAGUAGGCGACGCUCGAAUAAUCUAGCUCGUAUGCUAAUAAAGGCAGGUCAUCAUAUAACUACACCUGAUCCUACUACAGCGGUCCCUAAACCAGGCACAACAGCCUACUGGCUAUUUCAUACCAGCAAACAACCACAUAGCCUAUCAGACAUUUGUAGAAUGCAAAUUAGGUCUAUGGCUAAGAAGAAAGUACUAUUCCAAUAUAUAUCUACACUGCCUUUACCCACGAGCUUAAAAAGGUUCCUAAUGAUGGAAGAUGAAGGUCAAUAGUUGCUAAUGACUAGUGAAUUGUUAUUAUUACUCAAUUAUUUUUAAAUCAUUAUUUAUUUUAUAACGUUGUAUCUAUGAUCAAAAUAAAUAUUUAUAGGUUAUAAGCAAGUCAUGUAUAUGUAGGAGAUAGGUCUACCUAUCCUACACAGUUUUAUAUGCUAUUUAUAUACUUAAUACUUUAUGAUUUGUUGCUUUAACAUUUUCUAGUCACGUUUGAAUGUUUUACCUACAUACUGAUUAGAAAAAUAUUAAAAAAAAAUGACAGGUGGAUCGCAAUAUAAUGAACUUUGAAUCCCUUAUAUUUUUAUUUUAUUUAAGGAUCACCAACGCAUAAUACAUCUUCUCAUCACACAAUUAUUGUGGAACAAUAACUAGGAAUUACUGUCAGUAAUGUCUACCCUCCUCCACAUAGCAGUACUGAUGUAGAUGUAUCAAUACAAAAGUACCUAUAAUCAAAAUACAGAAAUUAAACUGAUAGAUGUGCAAUUUACAAGAAUAUUUCCUAAAAGAUGGAAAUGUGUUUAAAUCUCCAUACAAGGAUAUGGGAAGCUUCCGAAAUUUACCAGUGUACAAAUUUCACAGUUUUGGAAAUCAUUAAUUCGAUUAUCUUAUUUUUAUCAUAACGGUAUCUGUUAUUCCCCAUACGUUAUUUUAUUGAUUAUUAAUUAUUCGUCGCUUCAAUAGUAACUUCUGUCUCUCGCGCAAUGUUUGAAGGAUCCACCCAUGUUGUGUCUUGUUUGUACCUACAUGUAUAGUAAUAAAAUAAAAACCCUCUUUACA